AUGCCUCCCCGUAUCUCCCUCCCCUUCGUCCUGGCCCUCCUACUCGCCCCCGCCCAUGCCUUCUACCUCCCCGGCAUCGCCAUGCAGGAGUAUGCAGACGGCGACGUCGUCGAGGUCCUCGCCAACAAGCUCACCUCCCCCUCCAACACCCUUCCGUACGGCUACUACAGUCUCCCCUUCUGCGCAACGCCAGGCUCCUUGAAAAGCCGCCCCGUCAACUUGGGUCAGCUUCUCUCGGGGGAGCGCGCCUUCCCCACACCUUACACCAUCAACAUGAUGCACCCCGUUUCCUGUCGCGUCGUCUGCACCGUCGCCCUCGCAACGCUUCAAGAACGACCGUACAAAGGCCUGCUCAACAGGAUCAAGGAGAACUACUCGGCCAGACUCAACGCCGACAACAUGCCACUCGUCACCAGGUACACCACCAGCGCGGGGCACCGCGCCUUCAAGUUUGGCUACAAGCUCGGCUUCACCGUCGCCAAUGACGUCUUCAUCAACAACCACGUCAGGCUCACCAUCCGCUACCAUCAGCCCUCGCUCAGCGCAGGUGAAGCCAUCGAUGCCCUCACGGCUAACAAGGAUGCCUUCCGCAUCGUCGGCUUUGAGGUCGAGCCCUUCUCCCUCAACCACGCCCCCGACCCUGCCGGAGUUCUCCCGGAAGGCGCGUGUAAGCCUUCGGACCGACCCCAGUUCCAGCGCGUCGCACGCGAUCAGAACAUCACCUUCACUUAUGACGUCAACUUUCAGUCCUCCGACCUCGCUUGGGCCACGAGAUGGGAUCCCAUACUGGAUGCAAAUGCUGAUAUUAAAAAGAUCCAGUGGGUCUCCAUCGUCAACUCCCUCAUGGUUUCUCUCUUCCUCACCGCCCUGGUCGCCACCGUCAUGCUUCGCACCGUUCUCCGCGACUUUGGAAGGUACAAUGCUGUAGUGGAGGACGAAGACGAGGACGACCAUACCGGCUGGAAGUACAUCCACGCCGACGUCUUCCGACCCCCCAAGCUCGCUCCCUUCCUCUCCAUCUGUGUCGGUUCCGGUGCCCAAGUCCUCGUCAUGGCCCUCGCCACACAACUCUUCGCCCUCAUUGGCUUUCUGUCCCCCGCCAACCGCGGCGGCCUUCUCACAGCCUUGAUCACCCUCUGGGUUCUGGCCUCCUUCGUAUCUGGAUACGUGUCUUCGCGUCUGUACAUAAGAAUUGAUACGGGCGUGUCGAGACGGCUCGUCACGUUCGGAACUGCCCUGCUCUUCCCUGGCAUUACCUUUUCAAUUUUCUUCGCCCUCAACCUGUCCAUGUGGUGGGUCGGAUCGUCGGGAAGCGUCCCCUUCACCACACUACUGCUGAUCUUGUUCGCGUGGUUUGGCAUUUCCGUUCCACUGGUUUUUAUCGGCUCCCAAUCUGGAUACAGAACCAAAAGAUAUGACUUCCCGACUCGGACAAACCAGAUUCAAAGACAAAUCCCGGACCCGCCAUUCGGGGUGUCACCUUAUAUCUAUGCUGUCCUGGCCGGCGUUCUGCCGUUUGGAACGGUGUUCAUGGAACUGGUCUUCAUCCUGAAUUCCAUGUGGACCGGCAGUGUAUACUACUUGUACGGCGCGUUGCUCUCCGUGUUUCUCAUCUUGGUGUUGACCUGCGCAGAAAUGAGCAUCGUGUCAACGUAUCUGUCUCUCUCCGCGGAGGAUUGGAAGUCGCACUGGCACACCUCCUUCUGGGGCCCGGCAUCGGCGGGGUUGUAUGUGUUCCUUUACAGCCUUUACUUUGCGCUCGCACAGCGUAGCGACGUGCCGAUCCCGUUUGUGAGCAUCGUGGUGUUUGUCUGUUGGAGCCUUGUAGUGAGCGGUGCGUUCUCGCUUAUGUGCGGGACCGUGGGAUUCGUUUCCUCGUUUUGGUUCACAGGAAAGAUCUAUUCUUCCAUUCGCAUUGACUAA
Molecule: messenger RNA, 1923 nt
Organism: Chondrus crispus (carragheen)
Lineage: Eukaryota; Rhodophyta; Florideophyceae; Gigartinales; Gigartinaceae
Exons: 1
Coding region: 1-1923 (640 amino acids)
Biological process (GO): protein localization to membrane
Cellular component (GO): membrane
Source: RefSeq, a predicted model, not a curated record